UUCGCAACCUGAUAAUAUCGUAUGAGUUUACAGUACAAUGGAAUCGUGCAGCAUUGAGCUCCAGUUUCUCGAGGGCAAGACCAUUUUCAUCACCGGAGUAACAGGAUACCUAGCAAAUAUUCUCACUGAAAAGAUACUCAGAGUCCAGCCAAAUGUGAAGAAGCUCUACUUGCUAAUUAGAGCUCCAGAUUCAAAUUCUGCUAAACACCGCUUUAACAACGAGGUUCUGAAAACAGAUCUAUUCAGAGUUCUAAGGGAGAAGUUGGGAGCGAACCUACACAGCUUUAUAGAAGACAAGGUUUCCCUAGUUCCUGGGGAUAUAGCUUGUGAUAGUUUAGAUGAGAUGUGCAGAGAAGUUGACAUAAUAGUAAACUCUGCUGCAACAACUAGAUUUGAUGAAAGAUACAAUACUGCUAUAAGUAUCAAUGCAUUGGGUGCCAUGCAUGUUGUCGAAUUCUCCAAGCAGUGUUCAAAACUAAAGAUGCUUCUCCAUGUCAGUUCAGCCUAUGUUUCUGGGGAAAAGGAAGGACUGAUACUAGAGAAGCCAUUGAACUAUGGCAAGACGCUUAAUGGAAGCUCUGUCUUAGACAUACAAGUAGAGCAAAGGUUGGUAGAGGAGGCGCUAAAGGACCUUCAAGUUAGGCAAGCCACAGGAAAAGAAGUAACUCUAGCUAUGAAAGUUCUAGGUAUUGAGAGGGCAAGGCUACAUGGAUGUCCAAACACAUACUCAUUCACAAAAGCAAUGGGAGAGAUGCUCCUGGGACACUUCAAGGAGGAUCUCCGACUCAUAAUCCUAAGGCCACCAAUUAUAUUGAGCACCUAUAAGGAGCCGUUCCCUGGAUGGAUUGAAGGAAUGAGAACCAUCGACACAUUCAUUGUUGGCUACGGUAAAGGUAAACAGAAAGUUGCAAUAGGUGGCAGAGAUAGCAUAGCAGAUGUGAUUCCAGCCGAUAUGGUUGUGAACUCAGUCAUUGCGGCUAUAAUAGCCCAUCAAAAUCCAUCUUCCCAUACGGUUGUUUACCAUAUUAGCUCCUCUAGGAGCAAACAACUCAAAUUGGAUGAUUUUAUACAAAUUGGCAUUGAUUACUUCAAGAAGAAUCCAUGGAUUGACGAAAGAGGAAAGCCAGUCAAAAUGAAGAAGUUCCAUUUACUGGAUAGCAUGGAGAGCCUUCACAAAUACAUCGGAAUCCACUACAUGCCCGCAUUAAAGCAUUUACAAGCUCAAUAUGCAAACUUAGAAAGAAGGAUCAAUGACGCCAUUCGACUAGCUGAACUAUACAGACCUUACGCAUUCUUCAAAGGAGUUUUCGAUGAUACCAAUGCUGAAAUGUUAAUGAGAGAAAGCAACGCAGACGAUACACUUAAUUUUGAUCCGACAACCAUUCAGUGGGAAAAAUACCUCAUGGAAACUCACAUUCCGGGAGUUGUGAAGUAUAUUUUCUAA
Messenger RNA from Capsicum annuum, 1444 nucleotides. RefSeq names its product fatty acyl-CoA reductase 3-like. The coding region runs from base 38 to 1444 and encodes 468 amino acids. The record is from RefSeq and is a predicted model, not a curated record. Gene Ontology annotation, biological process: long-chain fatty-acyl-CoA metabolic process; suberin biosynthetic process. Gene Ontology annotation, molecular function: alcohol-forming very long-chain fatty acyl-CoA reductase (NADP+) activity. Lineage: Eukaryota; Viridiplantae; Streptophyta; Magnoliopsida; Solanales; Solanaceae. Gene Ontology annotation, cellular component: intracellular membrane-bounded organelle. The transcript is spliced from 10 exons.